This is a messenger RNA of Pogonomyrmex barbatus (red harvester ant), 4013 nucleotides long. RefSeq lists its product as uncharacterized. Lineage: Eukaryota; Metazoa; Arthropoda; Insecta; Hymenoptera; Formicidae. The record is from RefSeq and is a predicted model, not a curated record.
AUUUAAAUAUUAAAAUAUUUCUUUUAUUGUUAUAGGUAUCUUAACAAGAAGAAAAGUAUAAUUGGAUGAAUAUGAUUUUCAUAAAACAAUUCUGCAAAAUGAUUUCUUUGUAAUAUAAUUAUACAUUCUUAUAUACACAUGUAUGUGUAUAUAUAUCUAUAUUUUUUUCAUAAAUACGUUCUUCUUUAUAUAGCAUAAAUAUAGUGCUUAUAUAGUAAUAAAAAUAAUAAUGAUGACUAAACUAUUAAAUGCGCAAACAAAUAAUGACAAUGAUAGCGAUAUGAGUCCAAAAGCAAAACAUAGUUUAUUUAUGAAUAUAACACCACCGAAAGGAAAGUUUUUCAUACAACAAUUUAAAUAUCCCAGAGUAUCAAGUAUAUCAAUUCUGCGGAAAAACAGAUUUUUAUUUAAACGUCCAAUAAGAAUGAAUAGAUCAUUAAGCUCCGAUAGCAUCAAUUCAGAUAGCUGGCAAAAAUCGCCGAACUCAACUUUGAAUCAUGAUUCUGUUGAUAUGCAGAAGUCAUGUCGAUCAUUAUCCAGAUCAGCAAAAAUAAUGAAAGCACUACAUUCUCCUUAUAAUACUUUUCGUAGAAAUACAAAUAUAAGGAAAUCAUUAACAUUUGAUUCAAGUCCAAAGGAAAGCAGUUAUGAUGACAGUUCUAUCAGUUCGAGCGUUGAUACAUCAUCCAUAAUAAAUAUUAGUUCGACCGAGUCUAUUGCCAAUAGCGAUCUGGUUGCAUCUACAGAAUCUAUUGAUGAAAAUCAGAAUCAAACACCUCAACAAGAUCGAAAAUUUUCCAGAAUAUCUAAUAAGAAUGAUGCAGAAAGAAAUAUUUAUAAGCCAAGAACAUCUCAUUUAAUGUCAUUGCUUCAGGAAAAAACUGACAAUACAAGUUUGCAACAAACAUCUGAUUUAAAUUCCUUAAUUUCAUCAUUUGAGCAUGAUAAUAAUGAAUCACAUGGAUCCGGCCUGGAUAUUAUCAGUACAAGUACACCCAAGAAUGCUGAACAAAGUUACAUGAAGGAUUGCGAUGAAGAACAAUCAUCUACUUCGCAGAUAGAUAUUUCUAUAGAAAAUGAUAAUUCACAUCUAGAAAGAACGAUGGAAUCUUCAAAAGUAAAUAUGUUUUCUAAUGCUAGUUGCACUAUGGCUUCUAAAGAUGUAUCUUGGAAGAAAAACAGGAAUAUUAAAAGAAUGCUUAUUUAUGAUUUGGAUGACAAAUGUUCUGAUGCUAAAUUAGAUCACGGUGUACAGCAGACAAUCGCAUCACAAGAAAAUAAUUUAUCAGAAAAUGGAUUGGAUCAAAUAGAAAAUGAUAAACAGAGUAUUGAUUUCAGCGAUUUUCACGAACAUGAAGAAAGUAUACAAAAUGAAGAAAGAGAAGAAAAAGAUUGUUCCGAAGAAAAUGCUUGUAACGAAGAAGUAAAGCAGUUAUCUUUACAAAAAGAAUCGUCAAAUAUUUGUAAUGUCAGUAUGACGUCUGAAAAUAGAAUAGAAUCCCCAGAAGCUAAUCCAAUUAUUUCUCAGAAUACUAACAAAGUAAGUACACCUGAAAACAAUAUAAAUAUGUUACAACAUAUAUCUACAGAGUCGAUUAAGAAAUCGCAUAAGAAAGUGAAACAUGGAAAUAGAAAAGCAUUAUUUAAAAUGGAUCUCCUUCAUAAAAUAGGAUCAACAAAAACUGAAACAUCAGUUGAGGAUACUUGUAGUAACAAUCAACACAAAAGUCAGGCAGAUAUUUGUGUUAGCUUACAGAAUUCCAAUCGACCAUGCACACCCGAAAAUGUAAAUUCAAGUAGACUCUUACUGCUUCAUUAUAACUCAGUUAAAAAGUCACAUAAGAAAGACAAACGUAACAAGAAAGAUUCCGAUCUCGCUAAACGUCAUAAUUAUGAAUAUCACAAGAGAAAUGAUGAUUCAUUAAAAAGUAUGUACGAAGAAGAAAACAUUAAUAAAAUGUUACAUUUGAAUGAACUUCUUGGAGUAGGAGAUUCUCCUGAUGUAUUGCCUAGAAAGAAGAAACGAUCAGUAAGCAUAUCCUCACAAGAUGAUAUGUUCGAAUUGCCAAGUUCUUCUAAUUCUUUGAGAUGUGAAAAUACAGAUAAUAAAUUUAAGAUUUACACUCCUAUCAAAAAGUCAUCAAUUCUGCUUACGAGUCAUAUGUCUGCAGAUGAGAUGUCAUAUAAGAAUGAUGAAUCUGCACAAGAAACAUCAAAAGAAGUCGAUUAUUCCAGAUGCAUGACACCGAUCACACGUUUCAGAAAACCGAGUAAAAGCGAAGAUCUUACCCCUAGGGAAUGUGAUAGCAUUAAAACAUUUGAGACUGAUGAGAGCAUUUCGAAUGCCAAUCUGAAAGAUGAGAAUGGUAGAUCAACUCCGAUAAAUAUGUCGACAAUUGAGUUACUUCGUAAUAAAGAUUCAAUUAAAAAAUCACAUAAAAAAGAUAAACACAACCGUAAUAAAUUGAUUUUAAAGAAAAAACGAUCGUAUACCACAAGGAAUGAGCAAAUUGAUUUAUUAAAUGAUGUAAAAAUGUUGGAAGACCAUACAACUUUAUAUUCAACACAUCAUGGUGACAAUCAUUGUACCGAAAGGGAAAUGUGCAGUAAUAUGCAUGAAGAGGAAAAGGAUGAAAGCUAUAAGAAGACUGCUUAUGAUGAUCCUCAACCAUCUACGAGUCGAGGUAGAGAUAUUGAAGGUGCAAACGAUACCGCGAAAUCAACACUUUUAAGUGCAACCCCUCCAAAUAGUUUGACUGCAAUAAAUUCGAUCAAAGUGAUGCAGACAACUUCUAUUAAAAAAUCUCAUAAAAAGGAACGCGAUAUCAACGCACAUACCAAGUUAAUUUUAAUGAGCCAAGAAUGCGAAUUGUCUAAUGAUGGAUCGAUAUUCGAUGAAGAAGAUAGAUUAAAUUACACUGACGAAAUAACUAAUAUAAUAGAAUAGAUAAAUUAGGAGCAGUUCUAUUAGACAAUAUUAUCAGUAAGAAAACUGAAGACAUUACGCAGAUUGCCUUAAUGGACAGAUAAAAAUUUUAAUAAGGGUUUUUUUUUCUGGCAAAUUUUCAAAUUGAUUUUUGAUAAAUUUUUUUAAGUAUCAAUGUUAGAUGCUAUCGAUAGGCAAUUCCAAAAUAAACUUUAGGAUUAUCUUUCUGCAGUUUAGUUCAUAGAAAGCUUUUGUUUUUGUAACGCAAAGAUUAUUGAAAUCUUAUUGGAGUAUUUGUUUGAGAUAUGGAGAUGUUAAUUAAAACAAAAAAUAUUACUGUUAAUAAAUUGAUUAUAAUCGUGAUCAUGUCUCUUGUAUACUCUAUAGAUUUGAAAAAAUGAUAAACAAGACACAAACAAUUGUAAGAAAUAAUUAUUUGCUAAUAUAUAUUAUUUCAAAAUUCUGUUCUAGAAUUUUAUUCCAGAAUAUAUUCAGUUGUAUUAGUCAAAUAAUGAACGAAGACCAAAUGUGACAAGGCCAUCUGAUAAUAAAAAUGAUGAAUUUUUGUGUCUUGAAUAAACAAUUCGAGUUAAAUUAAAAUAGCGUCUAAUACGAUUAUAGCAAAAAUUAUCUGUUAAUUUUAAGAUAAUAAUUUAAGACAAUAGUAUCUUUCAAAUAUAUAUUUGAACUUGUGUAAAUUCUUGACGACUGAUGAACUAACAGUAUUUGAAAUAUAAAGCGCUACUUUCUUUAUCCAGCGAUGUCUUUUCAAUGUUAAACGUGGAUUUAAUAUUCCCUAGGUUCUAUUAAUUUUUAUUAUAUUAUUUUUGGGACUAUUUUUACGUAUGUAAAUCUAUUACGUCACGAUAAUAUUAGCUUCUGUAGAUUUUAUAUCAUACUUUUGUUACGUUUUCGUAUAUAAUUUAUAUAAGAUAGAAAAUAUGUAAACAACCUAGGAAAAAUUGCAAUAAGGGAAAAAUUAAACAGUGCUUGCUCAUAUUAAAUGUUAUACAUACAUUUAUCAUUGAUUUGGCAUUCAAUAUUAUAAACCUAGAAUAUAAGUUUGUAUACACAUGCAUAUUAAAAA